AUGUCGGGCGGGCGGGCGGACAGUCCCAUUCGGUGGGCUGUAGGAAGCUCAGGCGGCGUGGUCGUGGAAAAUAGUACUCGGGCCUUUUCCAUCCACCCAUCCAACUUCCUGGAAUACCUGCGCAGCCAGGAUAGUCUCAUGGUCGGCAAAGUACCGGUACCCUACCAAAAUGGAAGUAAGAUAAAGAGAGUCCACGAUACAUACCCAGGGCUGAGUGGUAACAAGUCCACCAUUGGCAUCCAGCCUCUUCCGAGACACCGCGAGCUUCAGAUGGGCCUGUGUCUUCGGAACAAACUCGUUUGCAUGCGCACCGAAAGUUCGUCACGAGGAGGAGGUACGGUGUUAGGCGAGAGCUGUGAUAUUGUCAGCUACCCGAGCAGGUGUUCCUCGUUAGGUAUGUUCCGCUGUCGUACGGCAUCCAAGUUUUACUGCGGUUUCAUUGAUCCGUCCAACCAUGAGGACGUGCAAGAACAACGACUGGCAGAGUUUUCAUCCAACAGGUCGUCUUUCAGCUCUUGGCUUAUUGUCUUGAAGACAAACGCGCAAACCGCGCUUUCUACGCAGGCCGUGUUGUUCCUGCAACAAGGUCUUAUGGGGGUACCGUCUCCGGAUUCCGUUGCCUAUCAUGCGGGAAAAUGCUUGAAGACCCUGGACCCUGCAACGACCGCGUUGUUGGCUGGGCGCUACUCUCGUCUCGUCGGCUGUUGGGCAGCACCGCUUGGAAGCGGCAGACUGGCUGGUUUCAAUGUGCGUUUUGCUAUGUUGACCGAGCAAUUACUGGUCACGGUGGGGACGGUGAACUGGUUGCAGAUCGAGGCCAUUCCUCUUUUGUGCUCUGACGGCUUAGCACUGCUGAAUGUGUGGUCCAGCAGCCCUUGUUUGCACAGAUCGCCGCAUCGCUGCCAUGCUGAAACCGUAUUAGCACCAUCGUCACUUUGUGUUUAG
Molecule: messenger RNA, 945 nt
Organism: Neurospora crassa OR74A
Lineage: Eukaryota; Fungi; Ascomycota; Sordariomycetes; Sordariales; Sordariaceae
Exons: 5
Coding region: 1-945 (314 amino acids)
Source: RefSeq, a predicted model, not a curated record